Messenger RNA from Aspergillus tanneri, 933 nucleotides. Its product is annotated as TatD family hydrolase. The coding region runs from base 1 to 933 and encodes 310 amino acids. Gene Ontology annotation, cellular component: cytosol. NCBI's taxonomy places the organism in Eukaryota, Fungi, Ascomycota, Eurotiomycetes, Eurotiales, Aspergillaceae. The transcript has a single exon. The record is from RefSeq and is a predicted model, not a curated record. Gene Ontology annotation, molecular function: 3'-5'-DNA exonuclease activity.
AUGUUGCAUUUUGUGCAGGUUGCCGUGACAUUCACAGCAGACCAGUUUCAGGGCAUUUAUCGUGGCAAGAAGUACCAUGACCCUGAUUUUGGCGCGGUGCUGAACAGGGCCCAGGAGUAUGGUUGCGAGAAAGUCAUGCUUACCACAAUGACACUUGCAGGAGCUCAUGAGAACCUCAAGGUAGUGAGGGAGCUUCCUGACGUAUGCACAAUGACAUUAGGAGUGCAUCCGUAUCACGCCGGAGAGAUAUACGAAGGCCAGGACGGGGUCGAACAUCUGCAGAGCCUUGAGAAACUUGGCCAGGAACUUCUGGCAGAGCAGCCGUCGCCGCUUGCAGCAUUUGGAGAGAUCGGUCUUGACUAUGAGUACCUUGACCGCGCCGACAAGAUCACCCAGCAGCGGGCAUUCCGCGAUCAGCUAGAUAUAGCUGUCCGGAUGCAGCUUCCUCUCUUCCUACACGUGCGCGAGUCAUGCUCGGAUUUCAUUGAUAUUAUUCAGCCAUAUCUGCCCAAGCUGCCACGGGGCGGAUUGGUGCAUUCCUUUACCGGUUCCAGGGAAGAAAUGCAGCAACUGGUGGAACUCGGCCUUGAUAUUAGUGUCAAUGGUGUUUGCUUCCGGACAGAGGAACAGCUGGACAUGGUGCACCAUAUUCCCCUUACAAGCUUGCAUUUAGAAACAGAUGCUCCGUGGUGUGAGGUACUAAGUAACGAUAAAAAAAUUGCUCCAUACCUGGCAACCGCUCGGCCUCUGCCUCCGUCAAGAAAGCAUAACAAAUUCAUAGCCGGACAGAUGGUCAAGAGUCGGAAUGAGAGCUGUACCAUAGAACGAGUAGCUCUAGUCGUGGCUGGGCUAAAGGGGGUACCGGUAGAAGAAGUGGCUCAAGCAGCGUGGAAUAACAGUGUCCGUAUGUUCGGAUUGGGUGUUCAGAAGUAG